This is a messenger RNA of Kwoniella botswanensis, 1941 nucleotides long. RefSeq lists its product as uncharacterized. Bases 1 to 1941 code for a protein of 646 amino acids. The transcript has 7 exons. The record is from RefSeq and is a predicted model, not a curated record. Lineage: Eukaryota; Fungi; Basidiomycota; Tremellomycetes; Tremellales; Cryptococcaceae.
AUGCCGAAAGACAGCUCCGGCGCAGGAGUAAGAGUGAGUUGGAGCCCAGAGCUUACUCUCAAACUGCUCAAAUUCAUCAAAGGAGAGAAAUACUAUCGGCAAGUCUUCUUCCCUCGCUCUUCAACUCUACCUAAAGAUCGACACCUGUACGCCCGAGCAGCAGUGAUGGAGUUUUUCGAGAAGGUUGAAUGGAUGAGAGAUGCUGAGCGAAGGGGACUAGCUAAUUGGGACGUAUCAGAGAAGGAAUGGAGACCUACAACGGCAUGGGGAAGUCAUAUAUCAAAUCCUAUCAAUUGCAGAGUCAAUCUAUUGAAACAGAGGAUGUCAGAUCGGUAUUACAAGCGACAGUAUCAGAUUGCAGAUAGCUCUACUUCUUUCGAUGAUAUACCUAGUGCAAGUAAACGAGCUACCUUCCGCAAACUGCACCCGUACUACUUCGUCCUCAAAGAGCUCUGCGAAAGGGGCGAGAAGAAGUGUCGUGCUGAAGCUCUCGAACUUCGAGAUAUGCCGAAAGCCGAUUCCGGAAAGGGUCAACGACGAAAGCGAUCACCCUCCAUACUUUCGGAUUCAUCAUGCUCCUCAUCAUCGAGUGUCGGAUCGGACUCAAACGACACCUCAACCUGCUUCUCAAACGAAGAUUCUGGUAGCUCUAUCCAGCCUACGCAUACCAUGAAGAGAUUCAAGACCGAACGAUGCUCCUCUGUUCCUGCGGCUGCUGUUGAAUCAGGAUUCGGGUUAAUCGAUGAAUCCAGUCCCAAGCCGUUGAAGGGAAUACUGGACAAUAAUACCUCACCAAUACCUGCUGAUACACUCCGUUCAAAGUCUGAAAACCAACGUACGAGUAGCCUUUGCGAUACAGAAGACUCCGAAUCACAAUCUUCUGCAUCCUCUUCGGUGAUCUUCCUCUCUUCGCGGCCUAAGGCGCUAUGGUCACCUGAAAUCCAUGAAACUACGCCUUCAAAGCAGGAGAAGAAACCGAGCAAGCGUGUCGUGCCUGGGUCAAUAACAGAAGGUCCAAAGAUUGGUCCAUCAGCCGGACAGAAGGUAGAGCUUGUGAGCGCCAGAUCGGCGCAUGAAGACAACCAAGCUUCACCCGAGGAUGCCAAGUUGAUAACGGCUUGGAAGGAGAUUAGAGGUCGUUGGAUUGUCGAUCCAAAAUAUUUGACAUCCAGAGUUACUAUCGAGCUGUAUAUAGGCUCGAAUAACCCCUCAACCUCAAUCGGCUACCUUGGCGAUAUAGUGGACUGGCUAGGAAGACACCCAGGAUAUGAAGCAUACUUACACUCACGUGCCCGCUUGGAAUUGGGGGUGGAAACCUUAGAUAGGCGUCUCAGAAACAACCCUUCGUCCAAUCAUUUGCUAAGGGAAUACAAAAUCUAUAUACCUCAACCCUAUCUUGAUGAGCCAAUCGUUGUAAAAUUGGUAGGAUGUCUGAGGUCGGCUGGAGCGAAAGUUUAUCAUGUCUUACCCGCCUUCCAGAAAUGCGGUCUUUACAAGUCUUUCCAGCUCACUAGCCGACUGUAUCCUGGACAGAAAUUAUACAUCAGAGCUCCGUUGUGCACAUUCUGGAAUUUCCAUGAGUGCGCUCAUCGGAUAUAUGAGAUGUGUACAGCUCAAUACCAUGCUCAUGGGAACCUCACCUCCCAAGAGAUCACACAAGAGCUACAAGACUUCAAGACUAUCUGUACCGGUCCCACAUUUUACGAUAGAAUCGAGGAUAUUCCAGGUGAAAAAGAUCCUCAGACCCGAAUUCAUCUCGACGUCGAUCCGAAGAAGCCAGGUGAUUACAGCAAGAGUGUCGUCGAUGGCGUCACUAUCAUGACUCCCUUGUAUUUUAUAAAAUGGUUCAAUCAGCUAAGAGAGAGACAACGAACGGAAAAGCGUCAGCAGAAAAGAUGGUCUAGAUUGGGUUUAGGCAACGUCAAUCCUAAACGCACUUGA